ACGACUUCCCCAGAUCUCCUUUUCUCUUUCUUUUCACAUCUCCUGCUCUCCUGUGAAUUGGUUCUUCCGAGUAUAGAUACCCAGAAGCUCACCAUAUACCACCAUGGGUUCAACAUCUCAGUUUCCCCGCAUCAAGGAGAUCCGCUCCUUCAUUAUUGAUGGUGUCGGCUCCGGCGGCGAUUACCACAAUGUCAAGGGAGGCCACUGGCUCAUAGACAGCAACAUCGCGACCCCCAUGACCAAGUGGGCGCAGUACCGCGGCUCGCGCACUUCCUGGGGCAUCAACGUGCUGGGAUCGUUCUGCGUGGAGAUCGAGGCUACCGAUGGCACAAAGGGCUUUGCGACCGGCUUCGGCGGUCCUCCUGCUUGCUGGCUGGUCCACCAACACUUCGAGCGCUUCUUGCUCGGCGCAGACCCCCGCGACACCAACAACCUGUUCGAGAAGAUGUACCGCGCCUCGAUGUUCUAUGGCCGCAAGGGUCUGCCCGUCGCCGUGAUCUCGGUCAUUGACUUGGCCAUCUGGGACCUCCUGGGUAAGAUUCGCAACGAGCCCGUUUACAAGCUCAUCGGCGGUGCAACUCGGGAGCGAUUGGACUUCUACUGCACUGGCCCUCAGCCCGCGUCCGCCAAGUCCAUGGGCUUCAUCGGAGCCAAGGUGGCUCUGCCUUACGGUCCUGACGAGGGCACCGAGGGUCUGUUGAAGAACAUUGAAUACCUGCGUCUGCAGCGGGCCAGCGUUGGACCGGACUUCCCUCUGCGCGUCGAUUGCUACAUGUCCCUCACCGUUCCCUACACCAUCGAACUGGUCAAGCGCUGCGAGGCCAUCGGCUUGAACAUUGACUGGUGGGAGGAGUGCCUUUCGCCCGAUGACUUCGACGGCCACGCCCUGCUGAAGCGCGCUCACCCGACCGUCAAGUUCACCACCGGUGAACACGAGUUCUCCCGGUACGGUUUCCGCAAGCUCGUCGAGGGCCGUAACAUCGACAUCAUCCAGCCCGAUGUUAUGUGGGUUGGCGGUAUGACCGAGCUCCUCAAGGUCUCCGCUCUCGCUGCCGCCUACGAUAUCCCCGUCGUGCCUCACGCCUCCGGUCCUUACUCCUACCACUUCGUCGUCUCCCAGAGCAACAGCCCCUUCCAAGAAUACCUGGCCAACUCGCCCGAUGGCAAGUCGGUCCAGCCCGUGUUCGGCAACCUGUUCCUGAACGAGCCCAUCCCUACCCAGGGAUACCUCGAUGUCUCGAUUUUGGACAAGCCCGGAUUCGGGCUGGAGCUCAACCCGGCUGCUGCGCUGAUCCCGGCUUCUGCUCUUCUCACCCCCGCACCCCAGAAGAGCCUGCGUGCUCCUGAGGGACCGGCCAAUGGCUCGACUGCUUAAAGUGUUUGGAUUCAAAGGCGUUAUAUACAUUGCUCCCAUCAUUUCCUGCCCAUCGUUUGACUUGGCGAAUUG
Messenger RNA from Coniophora puteana RWD-64-598 SS2, 1447 nucleotides. RefSeq names its product enolase C-terminal domain-like protein. The transcript has 3 exons. The record is from RefSeq and is a predicted model, not a curated record. Gene Ontology annotation, molecular function: L-rhamnonate dehydratase activity; magnesium ion binding. The coding region runs from base 104 to 1375 and encodes 423 amino acids. Gene Ontology annotation, biological process: carbohydrate catabolic process. NCBI's taxonomy places the organism in Eukaryota, Fungi, Basidiomycota, Agaricomycetes, Boletales, Coniophoraceae.